Anastrepha ludens (Mexican fruit fly) is the source of this 710-nucleotide messenger RNA. Its product is annotated as iron-sulfur cluster assembly 2 homolog, mitochondrial. NCBI's taxonomy places the organism in Eukaryota, Metazoa, Arthropoda, Insecta, Diptera, Tephritidae. The record is from RefSeq and is a predicted model, not a curated record. The transcript is spliced from 2 exons. Gene Ontology annotation, cellular component: mitochondrion. Gene Ontology annotation, molecular function: iron ion binding; 2 iron, 2 sulfur cluster binding; 4 iron, 4 sulfur cluster binding. Gene Ontology annotation, biological process: iron-sulfur cluster assembly. Bases 102 to 590 code for a protein of 162 amino acids.
GUUAUGCAAGUUUUGUUUUGAUUUUGUUGCCGAAUUCGAUAGAUUUGUUAAAAUCCUCAAACGGAAGUGCUUUUUGAGGAGUAAAUAUAUAACUUUCUUAAAUGGCAUUUGCUUUGAGAAAUCUGCUUAGAGCGAAUUGCCACAGGCAAAUAACUGCUGUGUCACCGUGCAAAUCGCUCGGUCAGCUAAACUACUUUUCUACUAGCAAAGCUGAUGUAACCACAACCGGUGCCUCAGAAGACCCAAAAUCUAAGCCAGAGAAGGCAAAGUUAGUUAUUAGUGACACAUGUAUUAAGCGCUUGCGGGAAAUAUCUGGAAGUGGUUCUUUCCUACGCAUUACUGUAGAAGGUGGUGGCUGUUCUGGAUUUCAAUAUAAAUUUGAUUUAGACAACAAUUUAAAUAGCGAUGAUAUCGUUUUUGGAGAAGGAAAUGCAAAAGUUGUCAUAGACAAUGUAUCACUGGAGUACUGUGAUGGCGCUACAGUCGAUUACCAUACGGAACUGAUACGGUCUGGAUUCCGAAUUUUGACGAAUCCACAAGCCGAACAAGGCUGCUCUUGCGGUGCUUCUUUUUCAAUUAAAUUAGAUUAGAGCUAAUAAGAACACUAACUAACAUUUUUAAUUAUGAUUGUUUAUUCUGUUUACAUAGUCCUAGGCACACAAAAAUGUGUAGUUAAUGAAGUUCAUAUAGAAUAAACUUAUUUCAGCGGU